ACACUCUCAGCUGCUGGUGGGAGGCGCUUCUUGCAUGGACGCGGAAGCGACGCCGCCCCGACAAACGUAUCUUAUUUUUUAUCUAUGGCUUUCGCUUUGCGGCCGGGAAAUGACGAAAAAGAAGCAGCGUGUCCUCGUCGCCAUGGUGAACAGCUGAAGCCGUUGCCGUUGUACCAGCGCGGCUUAUUUUGAGGACCACUGGCGUGGGUCGUCGUCUCGCACCUCUAGGGGAACCUUGUCGCGCUCCUCCUCUAGGCCUACCGUCCAGAAACUUGCAGACGUCGUCGCGUCGCCAAACUCGUCACCACGUUACGACUACGGUACCGAUGAACGCGGCGUAGUGUCGUGCGUGCGCUACGUUCGCUGCACCGUCGGCAACGCCCGGAAUGGAUCUGAGAGUGGCCCGCUGAAACGGUGUCAAAGGGAGUUCCGCCCCUGAUCUUCUGCUGCCCGCCGUCAAACGGCCAGACGAUGUUGCUCCGAAGUCGCUGCAGCGGCGACAACUGCCGCUGCGAGAAGGCGCACGGGCACCAUCGAAGCAGCAAACGUCGAGCGUCACGAUCGCGCCAAACGGCCGACGUUGAUGACACAUCGCAGCGGUCCCAGGGCAAUGGAACCGUGAGCCAUUUGAGCAGCGGGCUGAGUGCGUUCACGUUUUCGCCUCCAGCAUUCUCAACACCUCUCAAACGUGGAGCUUCUCCGGGGACUGUUACCACAGGGACCGGCACCGAUCUGUCUGCUGACGUGUCCCUGCUGUACUCGGCAAGCAGCAAGACAUCGACAACACAGUCUCCAGGAAUACUCAGGUCUUCGGAUGCCACUGAGCUACAGGCGAAGCAGGUGCGGUUUGGGGGCGUCAUCCAGAACGGCAGUCCACGUCAAAGGCUGUACAGCGACACUGACGAUUCGGAGUGCGAAGUCAGCAGCUGGCGUUUUCUGCAAGGGGUCCCCAACGGCUUCUCUGAGGCGUCAGACUUGCUCAACCUCAAGCGAGGUCAAGAUUCAGUGAGGUCAAUCACGAGCAGCACCACAGUCACCACAACAGUCAGCUCUCUGACCGACAUGCCAGGGACAGAGUUGUACUCGGACAGUGAAGACGACGAGGAACUCUUAAGGCAGCGCAUCAGCAACACCACCAAAAGGAGUCGCUGGCCGCGUCCACGUUCUGUGUACAUUGUCAAUGCCGGGGACGGCGGGGCAUCGCCCACGUUGCCCAGAGCUGACCAACUGCGGCAGCACAGGGAAGCAUGGCUGGCGACUGCGGCAGGAGAGGAGGACGUUACCGUGGCAGCCACGCGAUACCAAGAGUCAUCGCUAGCGCGCACUGUUCGCAGUCUCUUCUUCAAUUUCUGGAAGUGUGUCUACGUGAUGGCAACAGGUGUGAUAGUCACGGACCUCUGGCUGCUUUCAAGGAUGACCCCGGAACGACGUAAACGCCUGGCCGUGUUGCUCUUUGCGCUAGUGAUGCUGCCGCUGUUGGCCUGGCUGCUGUACGAAGAGAGUGACAGAUCUUCCCUCCUGGCCUCGGUGCCGCCUAUGCUUGCAUCUGCAGGCAGCCAGAUCUAUGAGGUGACAGCAGGAGCGUCAAAGGCUGUGGGCGCCACCAUGGCUUCAUUCAGUUUCCCACCAGCCUGGCUGUCGUGGGGUUCGACCGGUGGUCUGUCUCCUCCUCCACCUCCGGCAGUGCCGGUGGAGUUGAAGAAGCAGCCGGCGGAGCACGAGCUGCUGUCAGACGAGCGCAUCGAGGCCCACGUGGAGAAGGCGCUGAAACGCUUGGCGCUGCAGUUUCCCACUAGCCAUCGGGAAGACGAAGGGGCCACCGCCAGGAGUCGCGAAGAAGUGGAACGACUCAAGCUUCAACUGGAGGCGCACAGAAUCACGGUGGAGCGCCUUGUACACAGGUUGGAGGACCGAAAGGAUUGCUGCCAGGAUGUGGCGGCACUGCUCGCCGGUCUCGACACCAAGAUCAUCGACAAGGUGCUCGAGGUGAUGAACGACACUUCAGCAACAGCACCUAGUAGCCGGCUGCAGCGGUGGCUAACCGAAGAGAUGGACCGACGGGAGGGCAGCUUCGGAGCCGACCUGGAUGCCCGUCUUCGCACUCGCCUGGACGAGCAUCGCAACAGCCUCCAUGCAGAGGUGGCAGCGGUCGCUCGCCAGGCUUCUGAAGCACGAGAGGCGGCACUGGAAGCACACAAGGUAGCGCAAGAAGCGGUGGAAGAAGCUCGACGUGUGCCCCAGGUCGUCGCACCAUUGACCACUGGCACGGCUGAUGUGAACGAAGUCACUCGGGUAGUGAAAGACAUGUUGGCGAAGUACGACGCAGACAAGACCGGUCUGCCAGACUACGCCUUGGAGAGCGCCGGUGGGAGUGUGGUCAACACGCGCUGCACCGACACCUACAGCGAGCGAGCACCCAAGUACUACAUGUUCGGCCUGCCCCUCUGGACUUUUUCCCGCACAGCGAGGGAAGCCAUAAUGCCCGGCAUGCACCCCGGGGAGUGCUGGGCCUUCCGGGGCUCCCAGGGACACCUGGUGGUGAAGCUUGCCCAGCGCAUCAGGGUGACGGCCUUCAGCGUCGAGCAUAUCCCCCGGUCACUGGUCAGCUCUGGCCACACCAGCAGUGCUCCAAAGGACUUCCAGAUGUGGGGUCUCGACUCUGAAACAGACUCGCCGGGUCGACUGCUGGGCAGCUAUGCGUAUGAUGCAGACGGUGACGCACUCCAGCACUUCAUUGUUCAGGAUCCCGAGGCAGCCGUGUACGAGUACGUGGAGAUGAAGAUACUGAGUAACCACGGCAACUUGGAGUACACAUGCCUGUACCGGGUGCGCAUCCACGGGGAACCUGUGUCGUGAGGUGCCGGCACCGGCACCCAAGCCGCAGGUGGCACCGAGCUUCACAUCCUUCGCUGACCGUGGUGCAGCGGUGCCUUCGAGAGUCUCUGCGCCGUUGUGUUCGUGGUGGUUGGCGGCGUUACUUUGCCUCUGACUAUCGUGUGCCACUCACCAGGCGAUGCGUGCAACGGUGCGUGACAUACUUAAUGUAAAAACAAAAGCAUUGGCGUGAAGCCCCGUGUGCCAUGCAGCAGCACUCGGUGCUCCCCUUCCUCACCAAGUGCCAUGCGUGUGAAAGCACCUGCCUCGCAGUCGACAGCGAGGGCCUCGGAGACUUGUGCCGUCGCGCUCCUGGCAGCAGCAGACGACGAACACUGUUGCGAGCUGCAAGCCCACUCUGCAGACGUACGCUGCAGUCUGGAACGCUGCCUGUCCCGCAGUGUUUCUUCUGGAACCGUCGCGUAGCUGUAAGCUGUGCAUGGCAUUUAGAAUUGACAAGACGUGCUAGCACUGGCCCCAAAUUUUUGUUGAUCUGACUGUAUCAUGUAGCACAAGUUGCACUGCGCAGCUUGAUGUUUUGCAGCUUGUUUUGUGUGGUGGGUGCGUGACUACUUUACCGUAAGCGAGGGGGGGGGUGUGAGCACUGUGGAGUCUUAUUGGGCAUUUAGCAGCUCUCGUCGAGUAUGGUGACACCGCUUUUGCACAAUUCCUCAGUGUUGCUAAGAAGUGACAAAUUUUCUUUCUUUCAAAAAUUUCUGUGUGCCCAUUUUUUUUUUUUUUUCUUCUACUUCUUCCAUUUUUAAAGCAAGUAUUUUUAAGUUCAAUCAUUUUUUACGUUCAAGCGUUUUUAAGUUUGUAUUUAAGUUCAUUACUGUGAACAGCCGAAGAUUUGUACAGAUGUUGGGCUAGGAGCCAGGUGUCAUGUGCCAUUUGCAACAGAAGGCGCACAAUACCCUUUUGAUGGAUGCAAGAGUCUUCGUACCCAUGGAAACCAGUGUGCCUGUUUUGUGGCCACUUCUGAGUGUGCAGGUGUGGGCAGGCUGUGGCGAACCUAAAAUGCAAAGCCUCUUUCCUUUUGUUUAGUUCAAGGCGCAUGGGCUUCUAUUUUUUACUUUCUUUUUACUUCCGGUAUGACAUAAUUACUGGGCUUAUUGGCAUCAACACUUUUUUCAACUGAAUAAGAACUCGGAGCUUGAUUUCUUUUCCAAAAUUAUACACGGCACUGCCUGUUGUUCAUUACUCUCUACUUUGAAAUUUUUAUGCUGGUAAGUGAGCAGAGAGCUGCUGUGACAGUUAUUUUAGGCAACUCUUUCCAUAUGCGUUUGUUAUGGUUGUGCUUUAACUGAAAGAUGUCUUCUCGAUUUUUAAAGCAUAGGUUUAAAAGCGAUGCCAUAUCUUGUUUUCCUGAAAGCCAGCACGCAGCCAAGCUAGGUUGUUGCUUAGGUGCACAAAGUUUGUCUGCGCUCACAAAGGUGACAUUUAAGAGUGCUUCUUGUGGCACGGAAUGCUUGAACAAGAAAUGUGGGCCUCUUGUUUGUGUGUUUGUUGGUGUGUUUGUUUGUAUCAUAACCUUUUGGGUGCAAGCUCUGAAACUGCCACAGCAGGUCACAGAACUGUUCACAUUAACCUGUGGUAUGUCAUUGGGCUGCCAGGAGGACAGCUGGAACAGCACACAGAGUUUUUUUUUUUUUUUUCUGUUUGUGUUCUGAAACAAACAGGCACGUUUUGCACAAAUCUUUGUACAUAUGAACUUUUUCUAGCUGUUAUGGCAUUGUCAUUUCUUCUUGCCUGGUGAGCCUCAAAACCCAAUCAAAAAAUAUAUUAGCUCUGUCAAGCACCAAGCCUAACUUUGCUGCUAUGCCUAACUAGGAAUAUCAAGCCAAAUUUUGCUGCUUACAUUCAUCGCUUGAUCAUUUUUAUGUGCAGCCAGCACAGAUUUGUUCAAGCAGCAAAAGUGGACAUGUCAAAUACAUUGUAAGAAGUUUAGGUGGGUAGAAUGGUUACAGCAGAAGCAAGAUGGCAACCAUAGCGUAUAAUUGAAACGCGGCAAGAUACACCGCCGAGUGUGAUGCUGUUAAGAAAGUGUCGCCUCGGCAACACCUCAACAGUUUUCAGACUCUCGCUUUGCCUGCAGCAUUACAUGUUGCAGGUGCAUUGCAUCGGCUACUGUUAGCUGCUUAACCGCUGCACCUGCCAAGGUAACUUCAUGACCUGCGCAACCACAUAGCAGGCAACAGAGAACAGUCACGCACAGUGUGACCUUUCAGAUUGGGAGAACAUUGAUCUCGGAGGCCAAGCUGCACGUGACUGCCUGCAAGCAAGUGCUUGGGUCACACUCGAAUUUCACAGAUACGAACCUUCAACAGGAGAACAUGUUGCACCUGUGGCCUGCAGAAGCGUUGCUUGCACACUGCAGAAUUGGUGUAAUUUUUGUGCUUCAGCAACAGAACGAGAGGUGCAAUCAAUCGUAAAGCUGGUCUGUUCGAAACAACCGCUGCAAAAUUGCGUACCUGCUCCAAACUAACUAACGGAGAACAAAUUCUUGGCUGCAGGGCAAAGAAAGCCGUCUCCAAAUUGACCAGAUGAAAUAAUCUUUAGCUUGCCUUGUGGGCACAAAUGCGGCCAAGUAGAUCCAGCAGCAGGUACUGAAUCUCGGUGGCCAUUCCCGACCUGGCUUUCUAUCAUCUCCAAGGCGUGGGUGCAUGCAAGAGGCAGUGGAAAGGGGAUCAAGUUUUCAUGGGCCUCGUGUUUUUAAAUAUGUGCACAAAUUUAGUAGUAUUGGUACAUGAAGAGACAGCCCUAAUGGGGAUCAAAGUGAAAAACCUUAGCUCCAUGUUUUGAAAGCAGUGGCAUUGGUUUCACUGAACAGGGCUGUUUUCUGUUUAGUGCAGCAGAUGCUUGUUAGCAUUCCAGUUACUCAUGUCGAGCUAGCUUUUUUUCAUAUUUGUGCUGGUCAAUUGAGUGGAAUUCUUGUACCUGUAAUUGGCCACACCAGUAGUAGUACCAACUAUGAAUAUCUUCUUUCUUUAAUUUAUUUAUUUAAAUAGCAGCCACGUGUAUGCUGCAGUGUUGUGCUCCCUAUUGAAGCUUCCAUACCAAAGUGCUGUCACUACGUCUAAAAAAUAGGGCUAAAAGCCCCAUUUUAAAGUGCCAUGAACUAGAAAAAUAAAAGUAAAAAAAAUCCUAUAUUCAGAGUGCCUGUAGCUUGGGUCAAUACUGGUGGUGCUAUGUGAGCUUGUUCUUUCUUACUAACAUUUGCGUAGAUUGUAUGACGCUGCCAUAUCGUUCAAGAUUCGGGAGGCCAUUGUUCCCUCAGCUUUGACCUACUGUGGCAUCAUUUUUGUGGCACCAUUGAGGCGCAGUAACUUUGCCAGUGCUAGAAACUUGUAUCAGUUAACUGUUCUUUGUUCUUUUAGGUACACCACACAGUCUAAAGAUGGCAGAUGCAUACAUAAAGAGCAUGAGCAGAGAACUUGAAACCAUUUAUUCACAGUUCAGUAUUUACGGAACCUUGAUUUUUGGAGAACUUUCCUCUCUUGGAACAGUCUCUUAAGAGUCUUAUGUUGUGUUGCGCACACGUUCUCUCGGGUGGCGUUCUUACUCAUUGUGACAUUUCUGUAAAGUAUAAACCCCCAUAUGCAAGAUGACAAGCGAAACGAGAACAAGGUGACAGUCGGAGCUGGCUCCGGCUUUCACCUUGUUCUCGUUUUGCUCGUCUUGAAUUUCCAUCUCCCGCCUUUCUCAUCUUUUCCCUAAACUCCGUGUAAGCGAUCUUGUGCACUACAGCGACGAGUAACACAAUGGAGGUAGCUGUAGCGUCCACUCGUUGCCUGCAAGUCGAGCCCCCAUGCGAGCGAUGACCUUGAGCGAUAUCUCGCUGGUAUGACGGCAGCGAAUAUGCGCCGGAAGGUUGAUUUUUUUUUUUUUUACUGUACAGAGCAGCAUAAAGUGUUUCCGAAGGUCUUGCCGUGGGCUCUUUUUGCUCGCACGUAUCAAAAUUCGGUCGUUUGCUCAUUUCGUGCCACAACCAGUGGUAUCACUGAUGCCCACCUUGUUCUAGCUGUGCUCUAUUGGCUAGUUGCUCACAACGCUUCCAGUCAAUGAGUGACGUGAACGACUGAUCUGGUUGCAUGACGGACCGUUUCGUCGCUCAAAGCCGUCUCACACAAAAUCACACAAAGUCAGGGUACAGUGGCCACAGGAAGAUUAGCGCAAGGGAUCAGAGUGACAAAAUUAUGCUGUGGUGUGUGGGAAUAGGCAGAUAGCGAGGGUGUUGCGAUUGUUCGACGUUUACAGUCUGGGGGGGGACGUUGGCACUUGUCUACAACGGUGUUCGAGCGAUCGUGAAUCGAUCAUGAUCUAUCCACCCCGUGCUUAUAUGCUGAACGACCACACCAUACCUGCCAGCUCUCGUGUAUUUUCCAAGUCGCUGUAAUCUAGAAAAUAGUGCUCUGCUUGUUGGUGUCUGCCGUUCCAAGUUGGCUGCUGCUGGUGUUUUGCAUCUAACGGUAAACCAUAUGUAUAUGUAUGUCCCACAGAAGCUGUGUACUUGGGGACAAAUGUUAAAUAUGCUACUAUUAUCACCCCCCCCCCCCCACCCCCCCAUGUUAUGUCUGCAUUAGUUUUACAAAUUCAAAAUUUCACAGGUUGGGUAGGUAUGUGCCAUUGUUGGCAAGCCGCAACUGUCUAUCAAGCUAUUCUCAAGUGCAACAAAAUGGAACAGCUUGGCACUCUUGCUGUCACCAUGUCUUCAAUAUAUCGCAAUUUUGCCGAUUAGAUUGACGGUCACUUGCAUGUGCUAAUCUAUUUCCGUUGCCACUUGUACUCGCAGUCAUUAUUUCGCGCCAAGUAGCCUUGCUUCUUGCCUUAUUUGAAAGUAGUGCAAAUUGCUCACUAAGAAAGCUGUCGGGCCACCUCUUUUGCGAGAUCGGGCCGUGGCGCGGUACUUAGGGCAUUCCGGCUUCUAGUGCGUGUGCACGUUUCAAGAUGUCACUUCUUCUGUUCUGCUUGUUCAUAACUUGUAUGCUAAUGCGUGUCUGGUGGGCAAGAAAGAUGCAUCGAACGUGUAUCGAAGUGAGAGUAUGAGAAAGUGCCUGUUCACUUUAGCAAAGAUAUGGUGUAUGUAUGUGUUUAAUGGGCAGAUAGCGUAAAGGAAACACUCAAAGCACUGACUUGCCGUCGAGUGGUUCCAGAAUUUCACUGAUGUGCCUCAUACAUUGUAUACCACUCCCCCUUCCUCCUCCACAUGCCUUUUUUUAACCCCUUUUUAAGCUGGCUUGAUCGAUGUGACCAUCAGAAAGAAAGUGCUAAAAAACAAGCAUACCUCAGGAGCCAGCAUCUCACCCAAAUACCUGCUACAUCACAAUAAUACUGUAGAAACAGUAAACACGUGUUAAAAUGAGUUUGCCACACACAAGAUGGUAUUGGUGGCCACAGAUUGGGCACGGUUCGCAUACCAAGAGUUUGCACAGCUUUAAUUUGCUGCAUCCACAAUUGUACAGCGAAGACAAAGACUAUUCAAAAUAAUAAUAGGGUUAGACCUGAUUAGAGUUGGGUGCCAAAAUUGGUGAAUAUAUCUGCAAAGUGUAUCAAAAAAGAACGUGGAAGCUAGAAGUAUUGGCAGUAGCCUGCGUAACUGCCGUUUGGUCAGGGAAAGAGAAAAUAUAUUCUUUCGCUUUUCACAGUAAUGGCUUACGUGGGAUAAAUUUAUAAAAUGGCGCUGUUUUUAAAGCAUGCCACACACCGAAUAGUCGAUUUUGUUCCUAUACCCAAAGUAUUUUGUAGACUAUGGUAAAACAAAUAAAAAAAUGUUCAGCUGCUGUCUGUAUAAUCCUAAAAUGCAAAAAAGGGCAGUACUGAAUUUCCAGCUCAUAUAAUUUAUUGGCAAACUGAAGGAAUUCAAUCAACUUCAGCAAGAAAACAAAGUUUUCAAUGUUAUGACAGGGGCAUGCAAUCACACUUCAAGUUGCGCAUAAGCUAUAUUUUAGGUAUGACAACAUAUUUGUAUUGCAUCUCUGCACUUUCUUUUUUUCUUAUUUCAGUCAUGUUACAUUUCCUCAGCUUGGUUCUCUAACAUAUACUUCUGAACGACAUUUUAACAGGUCGUGCCUCAUAUUCUGCUAGCAUUUAUGAUGCCAUGUUUAGAGUGUCAUGUUGAAUAGUAUGUGGUUCUCACGCACAUGUCAUCCUCGCAAUGAUACUCUCAUUUCCAAGCAUGCACGAUGGAUGUGUACUCGUGGCUUUAGCAUUGUAAGAAAGGCCGAGCUCAGGCAGGUGUGAAAGCUUGCGUUUUUAUAUGCUGGUGCGGCAUUUUAAGCUGUUAUACUCUGCCACGUCUGGUGUCUUGAACCUCAUUAAUGUAUGUACGUAAUGUGCACAAUCUCUGACUCUGCAAUACGCACAGCAUUACUUUAGAAUGCAUUGAGUGAAAUCACUCGGGCCAACUGAACCUAUGUGUAUGUGCAUGAGGUGGGAAAGUCAGUAUGAGUGCAUGUUAAGGCUUCCAUUAAUGGUACCAACAUUACCGAGGCUGGCCUUCUUUGCAUCUCGUUAGGUGGACCACACUUUCUUGCCAAGGUUGCUAUAAUUGUUCAGUCAGUGUUAGAACCAUCGCCACUACACAGUUCAAUCUGUGGGUUAGCACGCCUUCAUUGAGCAAAUUAAUUAUGGCUCGUGAUAUUGGCUCUUGGACGUUCUGUUUAGUUGAACGCCUGGAUUCCAACAUUGCUCUACGCAGUCUUAAUAUUUUCGGUUUGCAGCUAACGUAUUCAGUUGCUUAAUUUUCAUCAAAGGAAUAUAAAUGUUAAAGUGUGUGCUAGUACAUCUUAUAUCAACAGAUAAUUUUUUGUAUGCAAUACAUUUUGUACAAUUUCUUGCCCUCUGUACUGUUGCAGAAAUUAUCGAUUAGUAGCAGCUGGAAGCAAAGAAGGCUAACUAUCACUGCACAGUAAAUUUGUAACGGCAAAUUAGCUUCAAGAAAGCUGACACAAGAAGCCACCAGAAAGACAGCAUACAGGUCCUUGUAUUGGCCAUCAUUGUUAAAUUGGGGGCGGGGGGGUUAUUCUGUAAGUGUCCACCUAUACUCUGUCUCAGUAGUUCCUUGCAGCACUGUGGAAGCUUAUGCGAAUUCUUAACCAAUAGAAAGGACGAAUGCCCCUUGAGUUGCUCACCUGCACCACGUCGUCUGUUCAGCAUCUGCUUAUCAUCGUGUUGGCUCCAUGGUUGGUGGGUUGAUGAGAAAAUGUUUUGAUGCCAUAACCGUAAGCUCCGGUUACAUGGAUGCGACAGCGAGGCUUCACUUCAGCUGUACGCCUCCCCUGCAGUUAGGUUGCAGCCUCCUUAGCAAGUAGUAAGGGUGAACACCCUCAUAAAUGUUCACCUGCGGCACAGCGUCUGCUCGGCGUCUGCUCGGCGUCUGCUUGGAGUUUUCUCACUACCGUCAUCACUUAGCAUGCUAGAGUGGGGUAGUAAAUUAAUGGUGCAGUGAACAGUUAGGCCUUUAUAGCAUUCCGCAUCGUCAAAGCAUCACCAGUGUUAAUGGUGCAACGUCAUCUGCUAACUAGAAAUCAUACCAGUUGUACAGUUCGGCGCCAUCUCUGUAGUCCUAGUAGUGUGAAAACAAACAGCCAGUCACAGUAAUUACGGAAAAACACGCCUAAUGCUUUGACCUCAGCUUGAGAUGAGACUUAGCGACGACGGAUUUUGCCACUUGCUUCUUGCUGACAGUGUGGAGGGCCACUAACAAGCAUGAAUUCAGAUCGAAGUGGGUAGUCUGCGCUGUAAGGAUGCCGCUAUAUUGCUAUAGUUAAUCACGGUUAGGGUGGCUAUUGCGGUUACCGGCGAUAACUGCCACAGUAAUUCUCGGUAUACGACAGGUAUGCGCAUAGGCGAUAACAUGUUGCGUAUCGCUGUACCAUAUCAUGUAGCGAGCAAAAAUAACUCUCUAGUGCAGCCAAUAAUCUGCCGGUCAUGCCCAGGACUAUACACUGCCGCGCAAGGAUAUUGCCUGUGUACGCUUUGUACACAGGCAAUAUCCUCGUAGUGCUGCAAGGUAGCUGUGAGAUGUACAGUGGACCACUUCGUCUGUUGCCAAAGUGCCGAUUGGCUGAGGGCACCUGUCUCCUUCCGACGUGUACCCCUGCCGAGCCAACCAGAACUUCAGCAGCAGACAAAUUGGUCAUAUCCACUAGGUGGGCACUGACAGAAUAUCCCCCCCCCCUUCCCUGGUUUAAUCACCAUAGGGGCAGCGCAUUUUGGUGCCAAGAUAUCCUUCCAAUGAUCUUUUUGCAAAACUGCACGAUCUAGACAUCUGUCUUUGUGUUUAUGUGGCAUACUUAGCUUUUCUGUAAACGUGGGGAGUUUUCUGUUGUCAUGCAAAGGUCAACAAAGUUGUCAAAUCUACAAGAGUCGUCUGUUUAUCGGGGCUAGCAGAUGAGAAAUAGGAGUGCCUUCCAGUUGCCAGUUGUGUAUAGCGAGAAUCACCUGUGCGGCCUCUCUGGAUCUGUGGGUGUUGAAAGCGUAAAAUGAAAUUCAGAUAUGAAGUGUCUGCCACUGUAGCGGACCUCUUAAUUUGCAGUAGCCUUUUCUCGCAGUUAUGCUUUGUCUGUUCGGUGCUCCAUUUCAAGAUGCACUGUGGUCUUGUGACAUCAGGAACGAAGUGCUCAGUUUAGUACACAUUCUUUUUUUUUUUUUUUUCCAUGCAUGUACUGCAUAAUAGAACGGUUCUGGAAAUCUUAUCAGCUGCACUCACAACUUCGGUGCACUGUCUGUCCUAUCAUUUACUAUCAUUCAAAACAAGGCUAUAUGCUGCAUUGAUUGAGUGUAUCUCAUUUGAAGCAGAUGUCUUAUUUGAUUGAAGCACUGCAAGCUGCUGCAGUUUUCGAACGCACAUUUGAAAAAUUUUGCCCAGUGCCCAGAGAUUGCACUUUCAGUAGCAUAUAGUGCACAUAUCAGAGUAGGGUUUUGUGUGCGUGUGUCUGGGGGUCAUCGACAGCAAAAAAAAAAAAUGCCAUCAGCCCAAAGUGACAUGUUGCCGUUGUCAACUGUCGAGAGAAUGUCGCAGCAACAGUUCUCCGAGCAGCCUUUCUGAGAAGCAGAGACCAUUACAAUCGCAAGUGGCCUUACCAUUCUUAACUACCAGUUUCAGAGACACGCGCAGAGCUUGUGCAGUAGAAACUGCUGACGAAUGAAGGCAUCCAUACAGCUGUUUUAGAUAUUUUAAUAAUGAAGAAAAAGACUUUUAAAAAUAUACUGGUUCAUUUUCUUGAACUUGCACAUCUUGACACAAAUGCAGCAAGUUAGGCUGGAGCCAGAAUGUCUUGGAUUGUAAAUGCGAUAGUAACUCUAGUCAAUAUAUUAGUAGAGAGGUAGCAAGAGUCAUGGCAGCGUUAUCAAAAGGUAGCAUAGAGUGGACAGUGGAGUUAGAAAUGCAAAUGCAACGUUAAUGACUGUACUCAAGUGUUUCUUUCCUGCUUCCUUGUCUUGUGAUUUCUCUACAUCUUGUUCACGCUGCUCACGGCUUCCAAAGUGUAGUGCACGUUGCAAUCGAGGCAGUUGUCUGCCUCAAGCCAGUGCUUGUUCUCUUCUAUACUAACCCAGUUUAAAUGAUACACACAUAAAACAGCAGUUCUGUGAAUAGUUGUGCUUUGUCGAGUGCGUGUAGUAGUAGUGGGCAUCACUGAUGAUAGAGCACUGCCAUGGUUGUGUGAGCAAGUAUAAAACGAGUGCAACUUCUCCACAGCUGCGUGAAAGGUUGUAUUAAGACUCUCGCAUCGCAUAUUUUCGUGUCGUAGUUUCUGCACUGUUUUCUUGGAAAUUGCCUGCAUUAAGACAAACGUGAGCACUUGCAUGUAGCUACUAGCAUGUCCUUUUCAUUACUUGUGUAAUGUACCACCCUUCAGCCUUUCAGUAAUGUAUUGAGACAAUUGACUAGUUCUCUAGUGUCUUUUGAUGGAGUACAGGAGCGAAACGAACCUGUAGCACGCAAAGCAGCUCUCAUCUAACGAGGCUGCUGUUUUUCAUUUCGCAGCAGUGCCUGCCGCUUUGAAGGCUUGCAGCAUUGUCCAACAUCAAGCAAAUAAGAGUGACCGUAAUUUGGCAAUUGCCAACAAAAGAGGGUGAAACUUUUCUACAAGCAGAAGUGUGCAAUAGGCAAGUGUUUGGUUCAGUUGACAUGCGACAGGGUCAAACAUAAUUACACGCUGUGUCUUUUGUUAUAACGCCACACUUUUUUUAAAAAAGACGCUCGUAAUGAUGACAGUGUCCGACAGUAGCAGUAAAGUUAAUGCAUCUGCGAGGGACGACACGCAAGCCUUUUUUGUAUCUCUGCUUGACAAUGUUCAUAGCAUUGCUCUACAGAGGAAUAGCUAUGCAAACAUUCUCCGACCAGUGGACUAGUCAAAAAGUGAAGUGGUAUGAUUGGGCUUGCAGGCAGCAUGUGUCCAGGUGCUGUUCUCUCAAAAACAUGGUGACGUGGCAUAAUAUCCUUUAUUUUUAUCCCGACGGUCGGUUAUUGGGCACACCUUAAAAGUUUGUUCAGUGGUAGGCCAUCCAUGGCGCACAACUCCCAGAGAUGUUUUUCAGCACAGCGCGCACUAAUUAAAUUCUCUGGAAGGGAAUUUUGUUCAUCUCCAGUUUGCUUGGGCUUCCGUUGAUGCGUGCAUUAUACUCGCUUCAAAAUGUGUGCACCCUCUAGGGUGUAAUUUUGUACCGCAACGCUGUGUACCAGAUAGUACUGCCUUGUCAGGAACACUGCGAAUCCAUAGCUUACGAUAUAGGGGAGUACACACGGCCACAAAAUGUUAGGACCAUGAAAUCUGAGAGAAAGCUGGACAUCUCCGCAGCCUGGUAUUUGCAUUUUAGGCUUCCACUAGAAUACGCUAACAUUGUCGUAUACAGUUUUAGUGGCUACUGCUGCAGGCUGCUUGGCAGUUGAACAUUUUCUGAGAUCCCUUAGUCCGUAAACUUUUGUGGCUGGGUGUAUUUGGCACACAGUGCCAGAGGAAUGAAACACCAGCAAGAAUAAGGUAGUGUUAAGGGGGAAAACUUGCACCCUAAAGAGUGUUUGGAGUGUGACAUCUUUUAGGUGUAAAGGGGUGUUAUUCCUGGUUUGGAAUGGUAUAAUGGUUUAGUUAUACUUGGGUGAAGUACUCCAAAAGGUGUAAUACCUCAAUUUUAGCUUCUAAAGGGUUUAAUUUUAACUGGUCGCCUUGGGCUACUUUAAGAGAGGGUAUACACUGCCUUGCAUCAGCGUGCCUCUAGGUUUCUUUGUGUAAAACACACUACACUUCUGCUACAUGCAGCGUUUUUUAGCAAAAUGAUCUGCAUUACUUCUUUUUCAUGUUUUCCACUGUCUCUCAUAAAUGCCUUUCACAAUUUUGAGGAGUGACAAUCCAGUUUGUUUCGUCUGCUGUGAAUAGUUGUUACUUGAGAGUGGGUAAGGUGUGAGUUGUCAUAAAGCGUCCUAAUUUAUUUUAAGAUACAUCAAAAACACGCACAAGUGCUUGUAUGGUUGUUUUUUGUUGACCUGAUCUUUAUACUUUUCUUCAGCAGGAGUUAUUUCUUUAUUUGUGUGUGUGUGUCUGUGUGUGUGUCGUGCCGUUCUUUCUUAAUUUAAGCCGCAGUGCAAUUGCAGAGCCAUAACUGAUGUUGAUGUUGAAAGGAUUAAUAAAGAUUGUUUUUGCUGAUA
Dermacentor andersoni is the source of this 14521-nucleotide messenger RNA. RefSeq lists its product as uncharacterized. Gene Ontology annotation, molecular function: protein-membrane adaptor activity. Gene Ontology annotation, cellular component: meiotic nuclear membrane microtubule tethering complex; nuclear envelope. Lineage: Eukaryota; Metazoa; Arthropoda; Arachnida; Ixodida; Ixodidae. The record is from RefSeq and is a predicted model, not a curated record.